This is a messenger RNA of Sceloporus undulatus (fence lizard), 1590 nucleotides long. Its product is annotated as vomeronasal type-2 receptor 26-like. The record is from RefSeq and is a predicted model, not a curated record. The transcript is spliced from 3 exons. Gene Ontology annotation, biological process: G protein-coupled receptor signaling pathway. Bases 1 to 1590 code for a protein of 529 amino acids. Gene Ontology annotation, cellular component: membrane. Gene Ontology annotation, molecular function: G protein-coupled receptor activity. Lineage: Eukaryota; Metazoa; Chordata; Lepidosauria; Squamata; Phrynosomatidae.
AUGUCAAGAUUGAUCUUCUUUGAUGAUUUAUUAAAUGUGGGAGCCAAGUGGAAUGCAACUUUUGUAGAGAUUAUGGAAAGUAAUGCAAAUGCUAUUGUUGUCUAUGGAGAUACCGAAGCCAUGCUAAUUUUCAAAUUGCUGCUACGUGGAGGAGAAACUGAUUCUGACAAAUCAUUUUGUAAAGUGUGGAUUAUGGCAAAUCAACUAGAUUUGAUAGCAGUCUCCAUGCACAGAGAUUGGGAUAUAGAAAUGUUCCAUGGAGCCCUAGCAUUCACAGCCCACUCACAGGAUGUGCCGGGAUUCCAACAUUUUCUUCAUAAUGCAAGGCCCCAUUUAGUCAACGAUGAUGACUUCAUUCAAGAAUUUUGGGCGCAAGCAUUUAGCUGUUCAUUUCCAAAUACUGAUGUUAAUGAGGAAAUUUUGAAGACCUGCACUGGGGAAGAGAGGCUACAGAGUCUUCCUGGACCAUUCUUUGAAAUGAGAAUGACUGGCCACAGCUACAGCAUCUACAAUGCUGUGUAUGCUUUGGUUAAUGCUGUUCAUGUCCUAUUCUCGUCCAUGUACAAAUCCAGAAUCAUUAUGGCCAUGGGGAAGCUAAAACAUGAGAACAUACAACCAUGGAAGAUCAAGAGAAUUCUUAGGAAACAAUUCAUUGUAAAACUAAAAAUAGAUACGAUUUCCUGUAUUGCCUGUAAAGAAGAUCAUUACCCAAAUGAAAAACAUAACCAAUGCAUUCCUAAAGUAGCAACCUUCUUAUCUUACAAGGAGACGUUGAGCAUAGGUUUAGCCAUUUCUGCAAUUUUAUUUUCUUUGGUCACUGCUUUGGUUUUAGGAACAUUUAUCAAGCACCGAGAUACUCCCAUUGUAAAGGCCAAUAACCGGAAUCUGACCUACAUUCUCCUUGUUUCCCUCCUGCUCUGCUUCCUUUCUUCCUUACUAUUCCUUGGUCAGCCUGAGAAGGCGACAUGUCUCCUCCGACAAACAGCUUUUGGCAUCAUCUUCUCAGUGGCUGUCUCUAGCGUUCUGGCAAAGACCAUUGUAGUCCUCUUAGCCUUCAUGGCCACUAGGCCAGGAAGCAACAUGAGGAAAUGGGUGGGGAAAACCGUGUCCAGCUCCAUUGUGCUUCUGUGCUCCAGCGUUCAAGCAUGCAUUUGUAUUGUUUGGUUGAGUACUACUCCCCCUUUCCCAGACACUGACAUGAACACAAUAGCUACAGAAAUUAUCCUGGAAUGUAAUGAAGGUUCCCUGACUAUGUUUUAUUUUUCCUUGGGCUACAUGGGCUUUCUGGCUUUUGUGAGUUUCACUGUGGCUUUCCUUGCCAGAAAGCUUCCUGACACUUUCAACGAAGCCAAGUUCAUCACUUUUAGCAUGCUGGUAUUUUGCAGUGUUUGGUUAUCCUUUGUUCCAACAUACCUGAGCACCAAGGGGAAAUACAUGGUAGCUGUGGAGAUCUUUUCCAUUUUAGCCUCCAGUGCUGGGCUGCUGGGUUGUAUUUUCUUCCCCAAAUGCUACAUUAUUGUAUUAAAGCCAGAAUUGACUAAAUUAUCAAUGAUAGAAACUGACAGGAAGAUCAUAGGAAUCACUGCAUGA